AUGCCUGUCCCCUCUCCCCCCACCGCUGUCCCCUAUCCUCCAUCUUCUGUCCCCAAACCAUGUCUGUCCCCUUCCUCCAUCCCUGUCCCCUGUCCCUAUCCUCUGCCCCCACUCUCUGUGCCCGUCCCCUAUCCUCCAUCUCUGUCUCCUGUCCCCAUCCCUGUCCCAUCUCCUGUCCCCACCCCUGGCCCCUAUCCUCCAUCUCUGUUCCCCGUCCCUACCCACCGUCCCCAUCAUGUGCCGGUCCCCUAUCCUCCAUCUCUGUCCCCUCUGCCCUGUCCCCCAUGCCUGUCCCCUUCCUCCAUCCCUCACCCUUGUCCCCUUCCUCCAUCCCUGUCCCCAUCCCCUGUGCCUGUCCCCUAUCCUUCAUCUCUGCCCCGUGCUGUUCCCCUGCAAGCCGGGCAGUCCCUGCACCCCUUCCCGGAGCCCUGCAUCCCAAGGGGGCACUGCGGCAACCACAUCACCUCCCACGGGCUGGCGCUGAACUGCUGCACCGACCUCACCUGGUUCGACCACAUCGUCCCCUGCGGGUUGGAGGGAAAAGGCGUCACCUCGCUGAGCCGUGAGCUGGGGCGGCACGUUACCGUCGACAACGUCCUCGAACCCUUCCUCGACUCCUUCCAGGAGGUGUUUGACUGCACCUUGGUCUUUUCGGAAGACCCCGGGGACUAG
This is a messenger RNA of Charadrius vociferus (killdeer), 672 nucleotides long. RefSeq names its product lipoyl(octanoyl) transferase 2 (putative) (gene LIPT2). Gene Ontology annotation, cellular component: mitochondrion. The transcript is spliced from 4 exons. Lineage: Eukaryota; Metazoa; Chordata; Aves; Charadriiformes; Charadriidae. Gene Ontology annotation, biological process: protein lipoylation. Bases 1 to 672 code for a protein of 223 amino acids. The record is from RefSeq and is a predicted model, not a curated record.